Messenger RNA from Macrobrachium nipponense, 3612 nucleotides. RefSeq names its product RNA-binding protein Pasilla-like (gene pasilla). Gene Ontology annotation, cellular component: cytoplasm; nucleus. The record is from RefSeq and is a predicted model, not a curated record. The transcript is spliced from 6 exons. Gene Ontology annotation, molecular function: mRNA binding. Gene Ontology annotation, biological process: regulation of alternative mRNA splicing, via spliceosome; mRNA splicing, via spliceosome. The coding region runs from base 216 to 1799 and encodes 527 amino acids. NCBI's taxonomy places the organism in Eukaryota, Metazoa, Arthropoda, Malacostraca, Decapoda, Palaemonidae.
GUUUUGCUUCUUUCGCGAUGACUCUUAAUAUGAACCAGAGUUCGAGGAAGGUGUAAAUGAAGGAGAAGGCGACUUCAAACGAGGAAAUGUUAGAAAAGUGUUCGUUAGGUAACAUUCCGUAAAUUUUGGUAGAUAGCUAAGCCGCGUAGGACGACUUCGAUCGCUUGGGGUCGGUCGCCGCCGCUGCUGCCGCCGGCGACGCUGUUGGUGACGAUAUGCAGAGUGAUGGGACAUAUCACUUGAAGAUCCUUGUGCCAAGUGUGGCAGCAGGUGCAAUUAUUGGAAAAGGUGGUGAAACUAUAGCCCAGCUACAGAAAGACACUUCGGCUAGGGUGAAGAUGUCAAAAGCUAAUGAUUUCUAUCCAGGUACAACGGAAAGGGUGUGUCUCAUCACGGGGAAUGUAGAUGCCAUUUUAACUGUGUUGUCAUUUAUAAUGGAAAAAAUCAAAGAGAAGCCUGACCCAAAUGCCAAACCAGCAAUAGAUUUCGACAACAAGCAAACUGCAGAGAGAGAGAAACAGAUUUCAAGAAGUGCUCGCUCCCCACAGGUGAAGAUUUUGGUCCCAAACAGCACAGCUGGGAUGAUUAUUGGGAAAGGCGGGACGUACAUAAAGCAAAUUAAGGAAGAUAGUGGAGCUUAUGUACAGAUAUCACAGAAAGCUAAAGACCAGUCUUUAGCAGAACGUUGUAUAACAGUUAUAUCAAAUGAUGUGGAGAACAGCAAGAGUGCCUGCCUAAUGAUUUUAGCCAAGAUUGUAGAAGACCCACAAAGUGGAACAUGUUUGAAUGUUAGUUAUGCUGACAUUACUGGUCCUGUUGCUAAUCCCAAUCCCACUGGCUCUCCCUUUGCCAAUUCUCCUGGUGGACAAAAUGCUCAAAAUGGCACCAUCGGUGGUUUAUCCAAUCCACUAUCUGCUGUGAGUGGACUGGGGAAUCUCCUUGGUGGUGGUGUUAACCUGACCUUGAACUUGAGUUCUGCAUAUCCAAAUGGAGGUGCUGGUAAUCCUGUUAUCACAGGCCAGUUGUUGGAGCAUGUCCGGUCUAUCUUGAGAUCCUCAGGUUUUGCUGAUCAGUCAAAUGCUGAAGUAUGUAGUGCCAUAAAUACACUCAUUAAUUAUGGCAUCAUAGGACUGGGGCUAGGUCUUGGAAGUCCAUCAUCUCAACAGGGAGGUCAGGGCCAGGGUCAAGGUAAUAUGGGAGGUAAUGCCAUGCUUGGUAAUAUUAAUUCCUCUGGUAACCCAGGGGAAUACCACGGUUCCUCCAUGAGCAAUGGGAAUAAUGGUCCAUUUGGUCCUAUAGGCACAACUGUUGCAUCAGGACUAAAUCUUGGACAAGGUUUAGGGGGACCAACUUCACCACAACGACAAGUGGACAGAUUUAAUAGCGAACCUCCUUUUGAUCCCUUUCGCCGACAGUCGACCGAGAUGGGGGGCAGUCUACCUUUGAACAGUAACUCCUUUGGUCUUGGCACCCCUUUAAGAAAGAGCCCAUCACCAGGAGAAUUGCCUCCUGGUGCCCCAGAUGGCAGCAAGAAGGUGGAUGUUGAAGUUGGUGAGCACAUAGUUGGUGCUAUCCUUGGGCCUGGAGGGAAAUCACUGGUGGAGAUUCAACACAUCUCUGGGACAACAAUUCAAAUCUCCAAGAAGGGUAAUUAUGUACCCGGUACAAGAAACCGGGUCGUGACCAUUACUGGCCUCCCCUCGGGCAUUUCAACAGCGCAGUUUCUCAUUGAACAGCGUAUAUCUGAUGAGGAGGGGAAGCGGGCCCGACAAAAUGCCAUAAUGGGGGUCAUGCCUUAAAAAAUAGAAAAUAAUAAUUCAUUAUCCACCUCAUUCCCACCAUUAUCUCUCACCCAUAAAAAUAUAAAUAAAUUGACUUAGUAUAGGGGCUUGAAACAUAAGCACACCAUCAUUGCCUCGUUCCAUUGUAGUGUUGAAUGUUAUUUUUUUCAUUUUUUCUGUAUGUGUAUAUGUAUUUGUAUACAGAAUGUAUACAAACAUAUGCCACAUAUAUGUACGUAUGUAUAUAAAUAAAUCAGUAAAUAAAAUCAUAAUUAAACAUUUUAGGGAUUUCAAGCUCCAUAAAGUCAUCCAAAUUUCAGGUGCUUUUCAGCUGUUAUGGGAUCCUUUGCGCAUGUAACUCUUAGGGGUAAUUUCCCGUUAUUAUUGACUGUUUGCAGUGGAAACGAUCUGAUGUUUCUCCCAACUGACAAGCACCUUGCAUUUACUAGGUCACAGCAGUUUCAUUUUCUCUUCAACAAUGGCCUGUGUGUUCAAAGUGUCAUCUCAUUCAUCAGGCAUUACCAUUACAAAUCUCUCAUUUAUGACCAUUUAAAUAUCUUGAAUUUCCCCAGUCACCAACUACAUUUUUUGUUUUGACCUUUUUGUUAUUUUAAAUAGAAAUAUAUGAGCUUUUCAGUUUAUAUUGUACUGUAUAUGACAGGGCAGUUGUGUGUAAUAAUUACUUGUUUACUGUUUAGAUAUCUUAAAAAUUUAUCAUUAUUAGCUGUUUGAUGAAUAGUAUUCUUGAUUUUUCUUUUUUAUCAGCCUCAUUUUUCAUUGUGCAAAUGUUCAUUACUCAGUUUAAUCCAUGUGGAUGUUGCCUGGGGCCACACCAGUUUUCACACAGGUUGAGGAUCAGGCUCUUGCAAGAUGCUGACACCCUCGCUCCCAGCGUUAUUAUUCGGCCAUCAGUUCUUUUGGCAGACCUGCUGUGCCUAAUUAACUUCAUUACAAGUCUCCCUAAAUGUUUUAAGAAUUAACUUUUAUUUAUUACACUGUGUCUAGUUAUCAGACAAGUCCGUGAAAAGUUUUCACAUUUUAUUGAAAGCAGAUUAGUAUUUAGCUGCUUACAAUUGUGCAGCUAUGUGAUUACCAUUAACCGUUCAUAUUUAUAAGUUGACCUGGCUUUAGCAGAUCUGACAAUUGAACCGUUUCAUAACCAUCUUUCUGUCUUCAGUCAGAGAACAUCCCACAUGGCAGUUCAUAUCGUAAGGUAUGAAUUUUGGCAUCUUUUAACUCAUGUUGAGUUUAUUAAUGCUGAUCCCAGGAUUUCUGCCUGGACCAAGUCUACACUGGGGAGGUUCUUACUGUUUCAAGUCUUCACAGAAGUGAGAGGAAAAAUGGAAAAAAAUAAAGUUUGGCUUUUAGAUGAUGAGAUAUACAUGAAAAAAAAAAAUGAUGUUUCAGGGCCCUCUUAUAGUAAGAAUAUUGUACCUGGGUGGGUAAUAGAGCAUAUUAAGUUUGACCUUGUAACAGUGUACAGUAAAGUUAAAACAUAAGGGUGGGAAAGAUCAAAGGCAUCUUAGUUAGCCUUCACUAGAUAACGCACCCAAGUUAAUUGCUUAGUCUUGGUACUUGCAAGUCAAGUGUAUUGUGUGCAUGUAGGCUGAUUUUUCCCUGGUACUAAAAUUGAAUCAUAUAUCUAUAUAUAAAUAUAUAUUUUUGAAUUAGGUUUUCCCCAAGUGUUAAAAUAAGUCAAGCAGAUAUUGUGGUAGAUUCCAAAAUUUCUACUGGACCAGGGGAUAGGCAGAAACAUUUCUCAUGCAUCUUUCAUUAAUAAUCAUAGCUCUACAAAUCUUGUAAAAAUUGGCAAUAAAUAUAUCCAUUAGCA